AUGUCUCAAACCAGCAGUGAGAUCAUCCUCUUCAACUACCCAGAGUCGGUAUUCGGACGGCGAACGGUUCGAUAUCUGAACCUCCGUGGACUCUCAUUCUCGCAGAUCAGAGUGCCGCCCAACAUGCCUCGUCCCAUUCUCCAGGAACGACUGGGCAUCAACUACCGCCGCAUUCCCAUCAUGGCCAUCGGACGGGACGUCUACAUCGACACGCGGCUUAUGCUACGGAAACUGGAGACUUUGUAUCCCGAAGGUAAGCUAGGUUCAAAUGAUACUUUCGAGCAGGGGUUGGAAGACAUACUAGAGGAGUUCGUGAUCGAUGCUGGACCAUUUGUUCGGACGGCUGGGUGCAUCCCGAUGUCCGCUCCGUUGGUGAAUGAUAAGGUCUGGAUGAAAGACCGCUCCGAUGGAUCAGGCGGGAUGUUUUCGAGAGACGCGUUGAUUGAGAACCGUAGCUGGAGUCUCAGCCAGCUGCGGUUGUAUUUUGGUAUGAUGGAGAAGAUUCUGGGUGAUGGACGGGAGUGGAUCUUCAAUGGAUCGAGACCAGGGUUAGCGGAGGUGCAUGUGGCGUGGGUGUACGAUUGGGCGGUGAAUAUGGCUGGGGAUAUGGGGGGUGAAUCUGAUGAUUCGACGGCGGAUCUGAAGCGGAUGCUGAACAAAGACGAGUUCCCGAGGAUCCAUGAGUGGGUGCAGCGGUUCCGAAAGGCCUGUGAAAGGGCGGAGAGCCUCAACUCCGGCGCGGGUGCGAUAGAUGAAGGGCAAGAGAAGGAAGACGAUGUCGUGAAGAGGAUCCUAGGCGGUGGACUCGAGGAGCCUGAUGUCCUCGCUUUCGACGACGACGACGUGCUUGGGCUAUCGAAGGGACAAGAGGUCAGCGUCUCUCCCGUAGACUUCGGCUUCACUCACCAAGACGUUGGUACAUUGAUCGGCUUGACGAAGGAUGAAGUGGUCAUUGAGACGGGAGUGCCAGGAAAGUCAAAUGGGAAGCUGAGACUCCACUAUCCGAGGAUGAAUUUUAAGAUCAAAGCGGUUGAUUGA
Molecule: messenger RNA, 1038 nt
Organism: Saxophila tyrrhenica
Lineage: Eukaryota; Fungi; Ascomycota; Dothideomycetes; Mycosphaerellales; Extremaceae
Exons: 1
Coding region: 1-1038 (345 amino acids)
Source: RefSeq, a predicted model, not a curated record